Messenger RNA from Haliotis rufescens (red abalone), 1354 nucleotides. RefSeq lists its product as uncharacterized. The transcript has 2 exons. NCBI's taxonomy places the organism in Eukaryota, Metazoa, Mollusca, Gastropoda, Lepetellida, Haliotidae. Bases 469 to 1215 code for a protein of 248 amino acids. The record is from RefSeq and is a predicted model, not a curated record.
ACAUUUAGUACUAACGACUAAAUGACUUUAUCGCGCGUAUCCAAACCAUGGGCUAAUUACGUCUGUAACCCAACCACCCCUCGUAACCCAAUCACCCCGGGCCACCACUCGGCACCGUGCCCGGGGAAUAAUCCCGCGCAAGCAUCAUCCCCUCUUUGUUAGUCGGUCAUUCGCGUUCAAACCUUCCCCAGUACACACGUGUGUCACUGUCUAUAAACGCUUUCUUUCGCUUUGGACGUUUCUUUUGUACCCAGUCGCGACCGUUUUGUCGAUUACGCUUCGAAUACCAUCUAUUCCAACACUCGCCGUAUCGCAUUUACACAAUCGCGACCGUUUCGCCGAUUACGCUUUAAAUACCAUCUAUUUUCAGCACUCGCCGUAUCGCAUUUAUUCCGUUCUACUCCCGAACUUCACCCUCGGGACAAUUUACGCUUGUGGAAUACCAACUCACCACCUCGACCUUUCGUGAUGCCUCCCAAGAGAAGAGCAACCGUCAACCACAAGCUGGUGAGGGGAGCCAAGCAGCCCAGGACAACCAGAAGACAAACCCCGGGAGUACACAUUGUACAGGAGGCAACAGCCGAUGGUGAGUCUGCCAAUCACGGCAAUAUCGAAGGUGGCAACAGAAUUAACGUGCAAUCGGCGCAGCUUGUAAAUGCCGCACAGGCUGCCAACUCGGCUACCCAGGUAAACGAGCAACUGGAAAAAAUACUCCAGUUGCUGGAACAUUCAGCGCCUGGCCCGGUUAGCGCAAACCAACAGGUAAGGCGUGGUUUUAGUUCGCCCGCCAUUUCGCCCAACAUAGGGAGAAUCCCCGAUGCCCUCAACGAGGCCGACGGUGACGCGGCUUGGCCAGCCAAUCACACCACAGGAUACGGGGAUUCCCUUUCUUUCCGUGCGGACGGGAUAGACGCGCACGUCAAACAACAGGUGAGGGAAAAAAUCUGGCGUGGCGAGUAUGUCGACCUCGGCACAAUACUACCAAACAACGAGGGAGGUCACGAGGACGGUACGAUUACCAUGGCGUACGACUCCUCAGUAGGCACUCCGAGGUCCGCACAACCCAGGGGUUGCUGUCCUACAUGGAAACCAUACGGACGGCGGCGCUUCGAUUCGGGGGGGAUGCCUGGUCAACCUACGACCAACAAUUCCGACACAGAAUGUCAAGGGACCCCUCACGACGCUGGGACAACAUCGACGGGGAGUUGUGGCUGAAGUACAUGGUAACACAGCCGGUACGUCAACCAGAAUCAGGCGGACGGGGCGCAAUGACACGCGUACAGGGGGACAUCGCCAGUCAGGUAUGCUGGGAUUUCAAUAAAUUUGGCUGUAGCAGGGUUAACUGUAAGUACAC